AAUAAUAUCGAUGAUUUUGCAACUUACACUAAGAAAUUAGCGAAGUAGAAGCUCUAUUUUAAAACUUAAUAUUUAUCUCGAUUCUUGGUAACAAGGCAAAAAUAGUGCGCCUUUAAGUCUCAAAGCCUAAAUGUGUUCUAGUGAGUGUAUUUGUGUAUAUUGUGUAUAUUUUAUAUACAAUGGGUAAUUGUCUAAAAAUUAAUAGUUCCGAUGACAUUUCCCUGUUGCGAGGCAGUGAAAGUUUUAUUGGGCAGGAUGGUGGACCAACGCCAGUUUCCCAGCAUGAGCCGAUGACCCAAGUGUUUUAUCCUACCUCUUCUAGCAGCCCUGGGGAUGCUGCUGGUGCUGGCAAUCACAUGUCAGAGGACGAUCAGAUAAAAAUAGCAAAGCGCAUCGGACUUGUUCAGCAUCUGCCUAUUGGCACCUACGAUAGCACCUCGAAGAAGGCACGCGAAUGUGUCAUUUGCAUGGUGGAGUUUUGUGUGGACGAGGCUGUACGAUAUCUUCCAUGCAUGCACAUCUAUCAUGUCCAUUGCAUUGACGACUGGUUAAUCCGGAGCCUCACUUGUCCCAGCUGCUUGGAGCCAGUGGAUGCCGCGCUGUUAACAAGCUAUGAAACAACAUAGCGCACUCUACACUACUAAGAAAAGCAAAGUUUUUGUUUUAUUAACGUGAGAACUACAUAUAUAAUCGAAUCGAACAAAUCAAUGCUAACAGUUAGCAUAGCGUCAGACCGUAUAUUAUAACGUCACACUCGGGUCUUUCGAUAAAAAUGUCAACAAUAACGGAUCUGUUCUUACUGCAACCUACAAGCAAGUCGGAUUACACAAUUCUAUCAAAGGAAUGGCCAACUAAGUUUGUGUUUCCAUUAAAAAGGAGCAGCAUCCUACUCAGUUCGAUCGGAGCAGUUCGCCUUUGCUAUCAAUAGGGGAGGGGGGUUUUCUUAUUAUUAUUCCUGUUUUGUUGUAGUUAGUUUUUAAUUGUUUUAUAUUUGUGUAUCGUUGAUUUUCAUUAAACGAACAUGAAGGAUGAACAUUUAUGGAAAAUUAUAUCAAUGAUAAAAGCGAUGUACAUAUACAUAUAAUUCAACAAUUGUUCAUAUAUACAUAUAUAUAAUUCAUUAAAUGUGUAACCUUCUAUACAACGUAGCUAUAAUUUAUACAAUAAUAAAUAUAAAUAUUGAAACCAUAA
Drosophila mojavensis is the source of this 1191-nucleotide messenger RNA. It is a transcript of the gene Rnf11, whose product is annotated as RING finger protein 11. The record is from RefSeq and is a predicted model, not a curated record. Bases 180 to 626 code for a protein of 148 amino acids. The transcript has 4 exons. Lineage: Eukaryota; Metazoa; Arthropoda; Insecta; Diptera; Drosophilidae.